AGGGUAGAUAUGACACGCCCCUCCCAAACUGCGUGCCUUUGGGUACGCUGGGCUAGUAGGGGCAAACUCGUCGGCGCAUUCCGUAUGUGGACGGCAAGAAAAUAUAGGAUACCGACACAUUCUGCCGCAUACGGUUGCGCACAAGUGAGAAUAACCUUUCACCGGUAAAAAUAUUUUAUUUCGACUUUGUUUUCAAAUGCUCUCUAUUAAUAUAAAUCGUUUUUUUUCUUGACACACAAGUGAACCACUUAAGAAUCGGCUAAAUAAAUUAGCAAGUUACGACUCAGUUUCAAUGUCCAUGCAUUGUCUUGUAUGGGAACGUCGCCUCUGCCAACAUGGCCGCUACGUUGGCACGUUGUUUAGGUGACUUCCUUAGCGCGCUGACUGGCGGAUCUAGUCUUUUAUUCAAAUCUGUGGGGAGUUUUAUCGAAAAGCUGCCAUAAUAUCAAUUUCAGAGGUGUAAGACGACCUUGCAUUUAAUUGUGUAAUCAAGGCACAUGGCAAUUAUAUUGAACUUCUGAAUGAUUAUGUCGAAAAGCCAACUUUUCGGUUUUUAAGUUAGCCUGUUAGCUGCAAUUGUGUUAUCGCGAUCAUGUUACUGCACGGGUGUAAAUAGUCCCACCGUGAAGAUGCUAAUAACUGAGAAUAGGUGUAUGUUUUGAACGAAUGUGACCAUGGAUCGGAAGAAAAGGAGACUGGAGAGUCAACUGUGUGCAGCAGUGAACAAUGGAGAACCUAGAUCUGUGAAGCUACUUCUGUCCCAGGGUGCAAUCCCAGACCUUGUGGGGAGUAAGGGGGUGGCUGCAAUACAUUUGGCUGUGGGCAAAGAGACUGAAAAGAACAUGCGAUGCUUGAAACUGCUACUGCAACAUGGUGCAGACCCAAAUGUUAAAUCAUCAGAUGGCCUAACUCCCCUUCACGUUGCUGCAAUUUGGGGAUGCUAUCAGAAUCUGAAGCUGCUUUUGAUGAAUGGUGGGAAUCCCAACAUAAAAGAUAAGGAAGGAAAUACACCAGUGCACCUAGCAGAACAAGAGGACAACAGAAGGUGUGCUCAGGUUUUACAGGAGUAUCUGUGCAGCUCUGUGGGCACGGAAAAGGAGGACCUGCCUCAAUUCAAAUACUCAGUAUAUUCCGACCACAAAGACACAUCCGGCUAUCCUGAAUCUGGCGACAGCUUCACUUCCCAGUCGUCUAUGAUCAGUGACCUUGGUGAAGCCCCUUUAAGCAGCACAAGGCGGUCAUCAUUUUUUAUCAACUCGAACAUAAAUGGAAGGACACUUUGCAAAGAAAUAAUGUAUAACAAACUCUUUGAUGGGGACACUGAACCACAACAUAAUCAGAACUGUACCACUUUCUUACACUGGACAUCUGAAGAUGCCUCCCUUUUAUCAAGUACUCGCAUGUCUACAGCGGGACCCACAAUACCAUUUCCAAAGGGGAAUGAUUUGUUCGCUGAUGAUGAUGUGCUUUUGUCAGAGGGGGGUGUACUUAAUCUACCCACAACAAAUGGACGAAUCACUCCCACCAAACUAGACAUGCUUACCACAUAUCUGUCCAGACAACCGAACCGUAAAAGUGUCAGUUUCUGUAAUGUCGAUGAAUAUUUUCCUGUUUUCAGCCCAGAAUCUCCCACAAAGAUGCCGGCCGUUGAUGGUACACAGUGUAAUGGAAGCAUGUCGUUCAACCCUUCUGAGUACUCUACCUUCCUGGAUUCAGAACGAUUGGCAACUGUUCUACCCCAGCAGGGCAUAGAUGUCACCUCACCAGACCAUGUCUUUGUUUUCUGCCGGGAGAUUAGUGAAAGCACAGACGAAGACAUGGAGAAAACAGUCAUUAGUCACUCUACUUUGCAACACAGUGAUUGUAAGGGGGAUGCAGGUGUCAAAGAAGCUCAAGAGAAUAUAGAACAGCCAGCACAUUGUAGUGGAGGCAGCAGUAGUUAUAGUAGUUGUGAAAGUGACCAUUUCAGCAGUGCACUGGAUAUUUUCAUGCAUCCUAAACAGCCAUCUCUAUCUGAAGAAACUGCCAAAUAUGCUGAUAGAGAUGUCGCACAAGCUCAAGAUGAACCUCCAGUUGAUGUGUUUAAACUUGAUAAACAGAGCUUGACUGAGGAUAAUUAUCUAAGCAAUAAUGUGGCUAAGGCUUGCAUUGAUUCUGCUGUAAUUGCUUUAAGUGAAGCAGACCACCCAUUGGAAGACAUUCAGUUAGGGAAUCCAGCUGAAGGCCAAGAACAAUUUACACCAAGUCCAUUUGUAACAGGCCGGACAAAAUCGAGGCAGAGUCGCUGCUCACUUAACACUAGCAGAACCCCCGAGAGCCUCUUAAGCACCUCUUGUCUAUUUGAGGAGACUUUACGGGAACCAAUACGAACUCGGCAAGCAACUCACAGAUUUCAGAAAAACAUCUCCUAUAGUUCACCACGUGCUCAAUGCUUCACAUCAUCAAAUUCAAAGAGUAGCACAGGACCAGACUCCUUUCCCAGAGACUACCCAGAUACUCAGUCCAGCACCCUGAGAACAGGUUCAUGUAUGAUCUUGAGCCAGCCUGAUACCCUUAUCCUCCCCAAAAGCAUCAGUGAUACAUUUGUUGAGUCACAGAGUCUUUGUGACACAGUUAUUCUAGAGGAAAAUCACAAUUCCUCAAUGGAUUUCUAUGAAAUAAAUCUUGCAGAGGUUAUCCAGGCCCUCCAAGGACAAGAGUUUGGACUUUCUGAAGGUAGGGAUUUUUUGACAGAUGAUGUGACAAGUACGGAUGAGGCAAAAAAGAAGGCAAAUGAUCCACCUGAAGUACGUUACCAGCAACAGGAAGACGUCAGGAUUACGGGGGACGCUAGCUCUCAGACGGAAUCUGUUUCGUCUUCAUCCAGCUCCAGCUAUUUUUCCCCAAGGAGGUCAAGGGAAGACUCAGACAUUCCGUGCACUCCAGGGACCGGAUGCACUCCCAGAUACAGCAUGAGUCGGCUGUCAACUCACUGCAGGUCACAGCACCUGGCCAACCUGUCUUACACCCCUGGAGGGCGUCCGCACAUUGAGGAUGCAGAUGAACCAGUGGAGUACCUUUACACUGAUACGGAGCAGGGUCACAAACUUAUUGAGGCCCACAUUCCACCUACGGCUAAUACCUCAUGCAACUCCAGCAUGAGUACCACUAGCAGUGAAGAGACCAUCAUCUAUGACUGGCGCUCCAUGCAUGCCGAUAUACGAGACUGCAAGGAAAACCGGAAGCCAUCGGAGAUCCCCAAUAACAAGAAGGUAAAUGAGGUUGAGUGCAGAUUGUUGCUAGAGACCGAUGGGAUAACGGAUAAGGAGCUCAGACGGAGGUUAAUAGAGGUGGGUGAGAGUCCUGGGCCUAUUAGCCGUCGAAGCAGGCCAGUCUACAUACGAAGGCUGUGCCGCCUGUUGCAGGGGUCAAACUCUAAACCAUCACAGCAUCAAGAUCAAGUGGAACAGCCACAAACUGCACCUUCAGGUUAUACCGCAGAACUGAAUCUGGCCCUGAAAACUUUUAAGCUGCCUGACUGUCAGGAUGACGAGCAGGCCUUGUGCCAACAAUUUGACCAACCGGAUCAGAACAGAAAGUGGAGAGAGGGCAUUAUCAAGUCCAGCUUUAACUACCUGCUGCUCGACCCAAGAGUGACAAACAAUCUUCCAUUCCGGAGUCAUAGCAUGACUCCACAGGAGUGUUUCCAGACAUUUGUCAAUGCCAUCUUUUAUGUGGGAAAAGGAAAACGCUCACGCCCCUACAGUCAUCUUUAUGAGGCGUUGGAGUUCUACAAAGGGGAUAAAACCUCUAAGAAACUGUGCCCCAAAGUGCAGCAAAUACUUCAGGUAUGGAAUGCUGAGCAGGGCGUCAUCUCACUGCAUUGCUUCCAGAACGUCAUUCCAGUGGAGGCUUACACAAGAGAGGCCUGCAUGGUGGAGGCAAUCGGGUUGAAGAUGCUCACGAACCUGAAGCGUGGGGAUUUCUAUGGUGUGGUGUCAAAUUGGCAGCUGAAGAAAAAGCGUGAGCUGGGUGUCCAUCUGCUUUAUCGGGCCAUGCAGAUAUUUUUGGCUGAAGGUGAGCGACAGCUCCGGCCAGCAGACAUCAGACAGUAAUAAGCAAACAGAAAAUAGACUUCUUGACACAAACUCAAAUUCAAACUUAAACUAUUUGUGAUGGCCUUUGAUCCCGAUGAUCCUUGAACAAAACCUGGAAUUACUUUAUUGUUGGGAACAUAUGAGGACAGACAUCUACUCCAGUGAUUUCCAACCUUUAUGGAGCCAAGGCACAUAUUUUACAAUUAAAAAAUCUCACAGCACACCAAGAAACAAAAAUGUCACAAAAAGUAGAUUAAUGAAUUACUGUAUGUACUUUCUGCCAUCUCAUAGAAGAGCAUUCAUUUUUUCUGUCUGUCACUAUGCCUCACUGGCAUAAAUAGAUGAACAAAGAUACAUCAUUUCUUGUAAAUAAGUAAUUUUUUGAGCAGUUAUGUAAAAUUUUAUGAUUUCCCACAGCACACCUGAAGAGCGCUCACGGCACACUGUGCCCCAGCACACUGGUUGAGAAUCACUGAUCUACACUCUCUCACACGCACGCACUCACGCACGCACUCACGCACGGACGCACGCACGCAAAACAGUAUUCUUUUUUUAUUUAUGUUAAACACAACGUCCCAACUUCAUUGGAAUUGGGGUUGUGUGUGUAUCUCUCUCUCUCUCUCUCCUCUCUCUCUCUCUCUCUCUCUCUCUCUCUCUCUCUCUCUAUAUAUAUAUAUACACAUAUAUAUAUAUGUGUAUAUAUACACAUAUAUAUAUAUAUAUAUAUGUGUAUAUAUACACAUAUAUAUAUAUACACACACACAGUGAGUACGGAAAGUUUCCAGACCACCAUAAAUUUUUCGCCAUUUGUUUCGCCAUUUGUUAAAAUCAUUUAAGUUCAUUUUCCUCAUUAAUGUACACACAGACCCCAUAUUGACAGAAAAAAAACGUAAUUGUUGAAAUUUUUGCUGAUUUAUUAAAAACGAAAAACUGAAAUAUCGCAAAGUAUUCAGACCCUUUGCCGUGACACUCGUAUUUAACUCGUGGGGGCAUUGAGUCCCUGCGGCCCCCAACGGGUGGCCAUUUGUCAGGACGUCUCGGUGGGGCCGGCGGACCGCCCUGGUCCCUUGGUGUGGGACGUGUCCCGUCCAGCGGGCUGCUCUCAGGUGGACCCCUGGGCCUGAUCCCGCCCCUCGAUUGAUUGGGUGGGGUCCUCAGCCUCCGCGGUACGGGCAUAGCAAUUACAGGACACUUUGUGCGUGUAAAACGGUGUCAAUUCACUUGCAUGCGUCCGCAGGCACACACCCCUGGGACUCUUUCACUGGGUGUGGGGUAAUGCACUUACUGCGACAAAUAACUCAUGAAUAUGCAAAUCGCUUGUGUAUCCCCUCACUUAUACUCUCUUUCUAUAGACUUUUAUAAUUUACAUAGUCAAUCCCACCGCACUUCAGUUGUACAGCCGGGUUCAUGACCCUUGUCCUGCAUGCUUCUUCUCCUGUCCUUGUCGGGUUCUAGCUUGUCCUGUCCUUCCCUCACAUGGUGUAGCACUACGGGCCCAUGCAACAUUCAUAUUCAAUGUUUCAUUGUUGUAGAUAAACUUUUCUCAUCUUGUUUACAAUUAGUGCUUUGUCUUUUGUCUUCGUUUGUCUCUCUCCCCUCUAGAAACUUUGUUCUAUUCGACUCUGAUUCUCAAUAAACUUCAAUUAUAAUACUAAGAAACCACAGCGGAAGCUUAAAAACUCCACUGUGACACAGUAAAAAACUGUUCCGGCAUAAAAGGGAUACAGAUCCUCCAUUCUGAUUAACCUAACAGCCGAACAGGACCAAAAAAAUAUAAUUGUAAGCGGUAUGUGUGGACAAAUCCAGGUACUGCUCAUCACCUGUCCAAUACACUCCCACCAGUGAAGCAUGGUGGUGGCAGCAUCAUGCUGUGGGGGUGUUUUUCAGCUGCAGGGACAGGUCGACUUGUUGCAAUCGAAGGAAAGAAGAAUGCGGCCAAGUACAGGGAUAUCCUGGACGAAAACCAUCUGCAGAGUGCUCAGGACCUCAGACUCGGCCGAAAGUUCAGCUUCCAACAAGACAAUGACACUUAGCACACAGCUAAAACAGCUGUUCUUGAAUGGCCCAGCCAGAGCCCUGACUUAAACCCAAUUGAGCAUCUCUGGAGAGACCUGAAAAUGGCUGUCCUCCAACGUUCACAUCCAACCUGACAGAACUGGAGAAGAUCUGCAAGGAGGAAUGGCUGAUGAUCCCCAAAUCCAUCCAUCAAUCCAUCCAUUUUCUGAGCCGCUUAUCCUCACUAGGGUCGCGGGAGUGCUGGAGCCUAUCCCAGCUAACUUCGGGCAGGAGGCGGGGUACACCAUGUAGUGUUUGCCAACCAAUCGCAGGGCACACAUAAACAAACAACCAUUCGCACUCACAUUCACACCUACGGGCAAUUUAGAGUCUUCAAUCAACCUACCACGCUUGUUUUUGGGAUUUCCUCCCACAUCCCCAAAUCCAGGUGUGAAAAACUUGAUGCAUCAUUCCCAGAAAGACUCAUGGCUGUAUUAGCUCAAAAGGGUGCUUCUACUAAACACUGAGCAAAGGGUCUGAACACUUAUGGCUGUUUGAUAUUUCAGUUUUUCUUUUUUAAUAAAUCUGCAAAAAUUUCAACAAUUCAGUUUCUGUCAAUAUGGGGUGCUGUGUGUACAUUGAGAAAAAAAUGAACUUAAAUGAUUUUAGGAAAUGGCUGCAAUAUAACAGUGAAAAUUUUAAGGAGGUCUGAAUACUUUCCGUACCCACUGUAUGUAUAUAUUUUUAUCUGUGUCUAACUCAUACUGCCCCCACGUGGUCAACCUGCGCACAACAGUCCGCAGCACAAUAUGCAUUAAAGGAGAAAGUGACAAACAAAUAUUUUUCAUUCCAUUUAAUUACAUUACUGUAUGUUUAAUAUUAUCGAUGGCUAUUUUUCUCAGAAACAUUACAAACGUGGCACGGUGCACGACUGGUUAGCACAUCUGCCUCACAGUUCUGAUGGCUGGGGUUCAAAUCCCGGCCCGCCUGUGUGGAGUUUGCAUGUUCUCCCCAUGCCUGCGUGGGUUUUCUCCGGGUACUCCAGUUUCCUCCCACAUCCCAAAAACAUGCAGGGUAGGUUAAUUGAAGACUCUAAAUUGCCCUUAGGUGUGAAUGUGAGUGGGAAUGGUUUGUUUGUUUGUAUGUGCCCUGCGAUUGGCUGGCAAUGUACCCUGCCUCCUGCCCGAUGGUAGCUGUGAUAGGCUCCAGCACGCCCGCUACCCUGGUAAGGAUAAGCGGAAUGGAAGAUGAGAUGACAUUACAAACAUUUUGUGUUGUUGUUUUAUUUGGGUGACUGGUUAAUGGCGUCUUUUGGGUGCUUUGAGUUGGGUCAAGGAAUUAAUUAAGCUCACAUCACAAGGCACUACUAUGUAUGGAUUAUUGCAUAAUUGUAUUCUGAUAUUAAAAAUGAUUGGCAAAAUAUUGCAAUUUUAUAUAGUUACUGCACAAUUCCCACCCCUAAGUAGUAGUCUGGAGUGUACCAACCAACCAAAGUGAAACAUUGAUUGCAUAGAUUUCUAACUUUAGAUUAUGAAGCACGCAGACUUUCUUUUGAUCAUAUUUAUAAAAACAUACAUUGUGCAUGGUUCUGCUUUUAUGAAUCUCACUCAUAAAAUAUAGGCACUAGGACAGAGUCUUGGUUCCAUUGCCAGAAUUAACCAUUCAUGGAUGUAGACACACACUCAAUUAGUGGUUCGCUGGUUAGAAUGCUGCCUGGUCUGCCAACCAUGUCACUAAUUAUGUUCCAUGGGCAAGGUUUUCUUCCGAUAGCCGAGCGGAUGUCAUCGGCUUAUUCGCGCAACAUGAAUUCAUUCCGUAGAUCACAAAUUGCAUCACAUUUAUUACAAAACAUUGUCAUUCGCUUGAAUCACUAACAUCAGCAGCAUCGGUUGUAGAAUUUUUUUUUUAAUUGUUUAUUCAAUGACAGCAAUACCAUCAUCUCAACCAUCAUAUGAAAUGCUUUGUUUUGGUUUACAGUAUAUUUCUUCAUGUUUCCUAAUUUAACCUGCUAGUUCCUAGAAGAGAAACCAUUUCAAUUUGUUGGAUUGUUGGAAUAUUGAGAUGUUUAUAAAGCUAGCUGGUACUAGCAACAGUGUUUUGGGGGGGAUUGUUGUACCAGUAUUGGCUGAAUUGUGAAAUGAUUUGUUUACAUUAUUUGACUUUUGAGUUGUAUGUUGUAUCGCUAUUUUUUAGUAAGAUCCCACUAUACACUACGUUAGAGGACUUGAUAACUCCCGGGCGCUUCAGCUACCCCCUGCUCCAGUGUGUGUGUGUUCACUGUGAUGGGUAAAAUGCAGAGAACAAAUUUCAUGUGCAUGCAUGCAUGUUCAUGACAAUAAAGGUGAUUCUUCUUCUACUGUAAUACAAAUUGUCACUGAUGACAACAUGAAUGUUUAUGUACAUCAAAGCAUGUGAUCAUGAAGGGGAGUUGGUCUUGGACAAUACUGAUAAUAUUGUUUAAUAAUCUGAUGUCAUGUGUGAUGUCAAGCAUAAUCAAUUCCCCGAAUUCUGUUUUUUUUGUCAUGACUUUGAUUGUAAAACAGAUUUCUUUUCAUCGUGAUUACCGAUUGUACUCUUUCUACCAUGUUCUUGUUCAACUUUCAAUCUUUUAAUUUGUAUAAAGGAGAAAAAAAACAAUA
Molecule: messenger RNA, 8710 nt
Organism: Phyllopteryx taeniolatus (common seadragon)
Lineage: Eukaryota; Metazoa; Chordata; Actinopteri; Syngnathiformes; Syngnathidae
Gene: ankle1
Product: ankyrin repeat and LEM domain containing 1
Exons: 9
Coding region: 675-4094 (1139 amino acids)
Molecular function (GO): protein binding; endonuclease activity
Source: RefSeq, a predicted model, not a curated record